Belonocnema kinseyi is the source of this 1737-nucleotide messenger RNA. RefSeq lists its product as uncharacterized. The record is from RefSeq and is a predicted model, not a curated record. Gene Ontology annotation, molecular function: nucleic acid binding. The coding region runs from base 1 to 1737 and encodes 578 amino acids. The transcript is spliced from 3 exons. NCBI's taxonomy places the organism in Eukaryota, Metazoa, Arthropoda, Insecta, Hymenoptera, Cynipidae.
AUGUCGCUUAUCUCUCAACUUAAAUUGAAAGGAGCAGUAGAGGAAUGUAGUCCGUCAAAUGAUCAAUUUAUUUCUAGCUUCUUUCUUCUACCGAAACCUGAUGGGUCUCUCAAAUUCAUUUUAAAUCUUAAAGAUCUCAAUGAAUUUAUCCAAACAGAGCAUUUUAAACUCGAAGACUACAGAACAGCUGUCAGUCUUGUAUAUCAAUUUACUUGUCUUCCGUUUGGUCCUUGUACAGCCCCUCAAGUGUUUACGAAACUAAUGAAACCUGUUGUUUCUUAUCUACGAAGAUUAGGAUAUAGUUCGGCUCUUUAUUUAGACGACUUUCUGCUUUUUGGAGAUACAUAUCAGGACUGUGAGGUGAAUUUAAAGACAACUAAAGAGUUAUUAGAAAGCUUAGGGUUCAUAAUAAAUUUGAAAAAGAGUCAUUUGAAUCCCGAACAGAGAUGCAAGUUCUUAGGGUUCAUUUAUAAUUCUAAAUCUAUGACAUUAGAACUACCCUCUGAGAAGCGAUCUCAUAUUCAUAAACAGCUAGAGAUCUUUAGCAAACUUUUACAGUGUAGGAUAAGAGUUUUCGCACAGUUCUUAGGAUCUAUAGUAGCUUGUUGUCCAGCUAUUAAAUACAGCUGGGUCUACACAAAGGAUUUAGAAAGACAAAGAUUUUUAGCAUUAAGAGAAAAUGGUGAAAAUUAUGAUGUUCUUAUGACUGUAAGAUUUAAUCCUUCGGACUUGAAAUGGUGGCAAUCAUCUAUCUUAUCUGGUAAUAACUCUAUCAAAGGUCUUGUGUUUCGCUCAGCGAUUUUUUCUGAUGCUUCUAAGUCAGGAUGGGGAGCUGUAUGUAAUAAUCAAAAAGAUAGUGGAUUCUGGUCAAUGUCUGAACGUAAACUUCACAUUAAUUUCUUAGAACUCAAAGCCGCCUUCUUUGGUCUUAAAAGUUUAGCAAAAAACUUUCGUAAUGGGGAAAUUUUAUUAAGAAUAGAUAAUACAACUGCCGUGUCGUACAUUAAUAGAAUGGGCGGUGUUCAGUACAAGGAUUUAAACAAGAUCUCAAAAGAGAUUUGGCAAUGGUGCGAGGAGCGCAAUAUUUCGAUUUUUGCUUCCUAUAUUAGUUCAAAAGAUAAUUUUGAAGCAGAUGCAGAGUCGCGACAAUUAGAACCUGAAACGGAAUUUGAACGGUCUAUUCCCGCAUUCAAUAAGAUUGUCAAAACUUCUAGAAAACCAGAAAUCGACUUGUUUGCAAGUAGAACGAAUUCGAAAUGUAUACGUUAUAUCUCCUGGAAAAGAGAUCCUGGGUCUGAGGCGAUAGAUGCUUUUACCUUGGAUUGGACUUUGGAAUCCUCAUCCGCUUUGGAAAACCCUUACCCUGGUGGUAGGAUGGUUAUCCGGGAGGCGUUCCUGAGAGGAGGAGCCCCAGAAAAAUCGUUGGAGGUCAUGACGGGUUCUCUAAGUUCUUCUUCGAUAAAAGCGUAUGACGUGGCACUCAAAAAAUGGUGGAGAUUCUCAGCCGCGAGAUCGAUUGAAUUAUUUAAUCCUCCCAUAGGAGACCUACUAGCUUUCCUAACCAUUGAAUUUGAUAAGGGGUUGUCACAUAGCUCUAGAAACGCCACAAGGUCAGCAAUCUCAUUAAUCGUAGACUCGGAAAUUGCUAAGGACCCUAGAGUGAAGCGUUUUUUAAAGGGGUGUCCAGUUUGCGAUCUUCAAGACCACGUUAUGAGAGCACCUGGGAUCGAAAGAUAG